Molecule: messenger RNA, 459 nt
Organism: Trichoplax adhaerens
Lineage: Eukaryota; Metazoa; Placozoa; Uniplacotomia; Trichoplacea; Trichoplacidae
Exons: 2
Coding region: 1-459 (152 amino acids)
Biological process (GO): regulation of DNA-templated transcription
Cellular component (GO): nucleus
Molecular function (GO): DNA-binding transcription factor activity
Source: RefSeq, a predicted model, not a curated record
AUGUCAAGAAUUUUUCAAGGUGACGUCCAUGGCAACCGCCAUCCUGGAGCCAAUACCGGAAGCAGGAUAUCAUCCAACAUCACUGAGCUAGCUUGCAAACGUUUACUGAAAAUAAAAAGUAUGGUCAAAUCGAAAUCCAACGGUAAAAAAUUAAACCUCGAUAUUGCUAAUAAGAUUUCAUCAAUUGGUAAUAUCCACAGCUCUAUUGGGCGAAGAACGAAAAAUACUAAAUUUACUUGCAAGUAUGAUUGUAAUAACAAAAUUGAAAUGCCAAAUAAACGAGGUCGAAAGCCGCUCUUGAUGGACCAAGCGGCCAAAUUACAAAAAUGCCGACAAUCGGCUAAAGAUUGUCGAGUACGUAAGAAGUUGCGUUAUCAGAAUUUAGCCAACGCUGUUUUAAGCCGAGAAAAUGAAAAUUUAGCUCUAUUAAAGGAAUACUACUCGGUAAUUGCCAUUUAA